AUGAGCCCAAAUCCGAUCAUUUUCGCAGACGACGAGAAUUUAAACUCAAUGGGAUAUAGCAACAAACAACAACUCCAAAAUGAAAAUGUAAAGACACCUGGAUUUAAGUUGAAGGAUGAAAAUAGCAAAUCAAUACCAGGAGGUAACAAAAAACUAUCUAUCAAGCAAGCACCUAUCCAAAAAAAGCCUGUUGCUAGGGUGCCAUUAGGGGGAAAAGACCAAAACAAGUCUUUUCCAACUCUCAAUAGAUCUCAAUCAAGUUUCAGUGGAAUAAGUAGGGAACAACUUCAUCAAAAAAAACAUUCAAUUUCUAAACAACCAAAACUAUUGAAAUCAAAUUCUUCUUUAGGCUUCUCAACUCUCGAUGAUCUCGCUUCUGCUAACAGUAAUGUAACAGUCAGUGAUGAAGCUUUCGUCAAAGAAAAUAGUGCUCCACAACUUCAAGUGCUUCCAUCCGGAAUUCUAGAUCUGAGAAAAGCUGCAAGAGAGGUAAAGUUAAUAAGGCGAGGCGAUACGGACAGUUUGGUUAAGCACGAUCCUAAUGUACUUUUUAAACCAACUAGUCUGCUUUUGUCUACGUUUUCUAAGAGAACUGAACAAUUGAAUGCAUCUAACAUACUAGAAGAAGUGAAUGCUAGUGGAAAAGGAUGUGAUCCUGUGAAAAGAAUCAUACAGCCAAAAAGGCAAAAAUCUCCUACAGGUAAUAUUUUACCUUCUAAUCGCGCUUUGGCCAAUGUUCCAAGUCAGGUCGCAGAAAAAGGCAGGUCCUUUCACAUUCAUCAAGAUUUACUAGAAUGUGAUGAUGAGAUUGAAAUUGUUCCAGAGAAGCAAGACGCUUUACCAUAUUAUCCUGAUGACAUUGCCCCUUUGAACGAAAAUGAGUUACUCAAGUUGACCAGACCAAAUAUUAUAGCUUCGAAUGGACAAACAUCCAAUGAAAAGUUUGAAAGAUUGAACGACCUUGAUUUCAAUGUUGAACCUCUUGAUAUUGAGGAUCCUAUGGACAUCUCGAUUCAAAUGCAAGAUAAUGAUGAGAACGAUUUAGUGGAUAACCCUCAGAACGAAGUAGAAUUCGGAUUAAAUGUUUCUGAGCUCAACGAUCUAUUAGACUUAUAA
Molecule: messenger RNA, 1116 nt
Organism: Priceomyces carsonii
Lineage: Eukaryota; Fungi; Ascomycota; Pichiomycetes; Serinales; Debaryomycetaceae
Exons: 1
Coding region: 1-1116 (371 amino acids)
Source: RefSeq, a predicted model, not a curated record